UUGCCUUUUCGAAUUUAUUCAACUUCAUUCCUUGACCCUUGUUUUCAGCUGGAAAUUGCGAAUGAUGAGAACGUCCCCCCUGCGGGAGACACUGUCGGUCGGCGACUUCCAAGAGAUGUCAGAGGAGCCAAAAAAGCUUCGUCACCAUCGUGUAAUAGGACUCCACUGCGAAUGAAAAUAAAGAAGUUCGACGAUGUGGCGAAGAUAUGCGAAAGUUCUGUCAGAUAUCCAUCGUCAACAGCCCAUUUGUCUCACAGCAGACAGGUUGCGUCUGACGCUUGUUUAAUGCCCAUAAAAACUCGCUUACGGGCUGUUGUUCUGAAUGACAAGGGUGCUGUCACAUAUCGCACAGUGGGGCCUGAUAGUCCGUGGGGUGCCAAGCACCCUCCUGCUCGAAUCAUUCCUAUUUGCGAUAAGCUGAAAGAAACCAUCCCGAGAAACAAAGCGAAAGAAGAUUAUUCAAGCGACGAAAGUGAGAGUGAAGAGAGCGGCGUAGUUUCUGAUGAAGAUAUAAAAGAUGAUAUAAAAGAGCGGCACAGUCAGCAAAAAAGACGAUCUGUAGCGCCACCACCAACCCGGUUCAAAACUAUCACUAAGUUGUCGCCCAAGAAAAGCCGAAGUAUUGCUCAAAAUUCUAAACAAGCCAAACGAAAAAUAGAAACCUUGGAGGAUUUUCGCCGUCGCCUGCAUACAUCUGAGGUUCCUGAGCGCAUGCCUUGUCGUGAAGAGGAAGCAGCCGAGGUCGAAAAAUUCAUUCGCAAUGCGAUAUCGCACAAAGGAACAAGCAGCGCUAUGUAUAUAAGUGGUGUUCCUGGAACAGGAAAAACUGCCACAGUAGUAUCGGUAAGCGAAUAA
Cooperia oncophora is the source of this 855-nucleotide messenger RNA. The record is from the annotation of a GenBank genome assembly. Lineage: Eukaryota; Metazoa; Nematoda; Chromadorea; Rhabditida; Trichostrongylidae.